AUGAGGUCAAGCCAACGAAUUGCCGCUCUUUUGUGCAUUUUAUUUACUUUGAACGUAAUACCCAUUGACUCAGUUGUGUUUAAACUGACGAAUGUCCUUUGCGGGAGUUACAAUGAAACGUGGGUUAGGAUCAAUCAUUGCCGCUUGAAGGCCAUCAAUCGUCAAAGGACUGUGUUCAAUUUCAAUGCAACAUUUUUAUAUCCAACCAGAGAUAUUUGGGUCCACUAUCAACUGUUCAAAAGGGAAAGUGGCUACAAGCCUUGGCUAAUAAAUGCUAAAAUCGAUGGAUGUCGAUUUUUGCGCAAGCCUUACGAUUCCAUCGGAAUAUUAAUGUUCAAUAUAUACAAGGAUUUUUCCAACUUUAAUCAUACCUGCCCAUAUUAUGGUGACGUUGUUCUAAAGAAUAUGUAUUUAUCCACGGAUAAAAUGCGACUUCCUAUGCCCACUGGCGAUUAUUUAUUGGCGAUUAAUUGGAUAUUUUACCACAAGCCACAGUUUUCCACCAAUGUUAGCUUUCAGUUUGUAGAGGAUCUAAUGUGA
Drosophila ficusphila is the source of this 540-nucleotide messenger RNA. RefSeq lists its product as uncharacterized. The record is from RefSeq and is a predicted model, not a curated record. The transcript has 3 exons. Lineage: Eukaryota; Metazoa; Arthropoda; Insecta; Diptera; Drosophilidae. The coding region runs from base 1 to 540 and encodes 179 amino acids.